Venustampulla echinocandica is the source of this 228-nucleotide messenger RNA. RefSeq lists its product as uncharacterized. Gene Ontology annotation, cellular component: RNA polymerase I complex; RNA polymerase III complex; RNA polymerase II, core complex. Bases 1 to 228 code for a protein of 75 amino acids. The record is from RefSeq and is a predicted model, not a curated record. Gene Ontology annotation, biological process: transcription by RNA polymerase II; transcription by RNA polymerase I; tRNA transcription by RNA polymerase III. Lineage: Eukaryota; Fungi; Ascomycota; Leotiomycetes; Helotiales; Pleuroascaceae. Gene Ontology annotation, molecular function: zinc ion binding; DNA-directed RNA polymerase activity; DNA binding. The transcript is spliced from 4 exons.
AUGAUUAUUCCAGUCCGCUGCUUUUCCUGCGGGAAGGUUAUCGGAGAUCUAUGGGAGCGCUACCUGAAGCUUAUUGAUGAGGGGGUGUCAGAUGGUGAUGCCAUGGAUCAACUAGGUUGCAAAAGAUAUUGCUGUCGCCGGAUGAUCAUGACACACGUUGACCUGAUCGAAAAGCUUCUGAAAUACAACCCUGCGGAAAGAGAUGCGAAGAAAGCUCAACUACAGUAG